AUGCCUCUCACUGGUCACUGCCUUUGCGGCGCCGUCACAUACACUGCGGCCGUCGAUAAGCCUCUCAUCACGGCUUAUGACCACUGUGAUGACUGCCAGCGCCAGACCGGUUCCACUUACUCUCUGGUCACCGUCGUCCCCAAGGAUUCUUUGACUAAUAAAGGUCCCACCAAGUCUUUCGCCAAGGCUGGCAGCUCCGGCCUGCCCGUCCACCGCAUUUUCUGCUCCGAGUGUGGUUCUCCCAUUGCCCACGACCCUGAGGCUGCCCCUCCCAUCAUCGCCCUCAAGGCCGGUACUCUCGACAGCGAAAUCAAGAAGACUCUGAAGCCGGACACCGAGAUCUGGACUGUCGGCAAGCUUCCCUUCUGUCAGGAAAACCUCGAGCACCCCUUCGAGCACAUGCCCCAGUAG
Molecule: messenger RNA, 411 nt
Organism: Penicillium maclennaniae
Lineage: Eukaryota; Fungi; Ascomycota; Eurotiomycetes; Eurotiales; Aspergillaceae
Product: GFA family protein
Exons: 3
Coding region: 1-411 (136 amino acids)
Molecular function (GO): carbon-sulfur lyase activity
Source: RefSeq, a predicted model, not a curated record